AUGUCGUACAAUCGUAAUAAAUAUGAAAAAGCUCGCAGGCGUCUUGCAGCUGUUACUUUCUUAUCUAAUAUUUCAUUAGACGGAUCUUUUAAAGAUACGGAAUUAUGUCAAAUGAUCGAUAAAAAAUCCACAAAAUCAGACAAGUGUGAUUGUGAACCUAAAGUUAUAGACAUUCAAAACCACAAUCACAAAGAUGUUUUGCGUAACAGUGUUCGUGUACGUACAAAAGUGCCUCAAGCUACAAGUCCGGUCCAAAAAAGUGGUGGCGAUAAUCAUUCCUUAAGUUCUGACUCUGAGCCUGUUACAGUAACCCCUGUUAAAGGCGCCACUAAUCAUUUUAUCCGGGACAGGUGUUCUUCUGGCAAUACCGAUUUAUUUAAAGAAAGACAUUCAUCAGUGAGGGGUAGAAAAGGUGCUGGCAUUACACAAGAUGAUAAAAGCAGUUCAGAAAGCUUAAAUUUUGGUCGCUUCAGAACAAGCAGUACCUGCAUUCCAGAAAGCUCUUAUAAUAAAGAAUUGAGAUUAAUAAGGUCAGCCAAAGGGGUAUCAUUUAAAGAUGAAAGAUUAGCAUUUGCACCAGCAAGGGAUGGUGUACCAUGUGUUUUGUUUAGUACUAUCCCAUAUUCAAAAACUAUAAAGAGUGUACGAUCUGACUUAAGAAAAGAAGGUGUGCGCAGGCGUAAUACAUCAGGCCCUAGGCCAUUAUCAGCUAUCACAGACAAUGGAAUGGAUCCAUUUGAUCUUUUAGGAUUGGAGAGAGAAGAAAAUGGACAAGACAUUUCAUAUUCAAAACUUCUCAUACCAUCCAGAAUUUGUACUAGGGAACAGUAUAAAAAGAUGUAUGAAGGAGAUUUUGCUGAUAAAACUACAUGGAAAAUCAUAAAUCGUCAUCCACAUGUUAUUGCAAGGACUAAGUUAUUGACGAGACACAAGGAUAAAAAAUGGUGCUUUUCCUAUGAAUCAUCUCAGCGGUCCACAAUAGCGGCCUCCCCACCACAUUCAUCUAUUGAAACUAAAACAUUUGAUUGGGAUGAAGCUGCAAUAAUUUCACAGAAAUAUGUUCACUACUGCCCCAAUGUGCUCGAUGAUCCUGAACUAAUUGCUGGAAAACACAGAACUCUUCUUACAUUCACCUCAUACAUGACAUCAAUCAUUGAUUAUGUCCGGCCCCAAGAUUUAAAAAAGGAAUUAAAUGACAAGUUUAGGGAGAAAUUCCCCCAUAUUAAGUUAACUCUGAGCAAAUUAAGAAGUAUUAAAAAAGAAAUGAGAAAGAUUGCGAAACACGACACCGGAGGUAUAGAUUUGUUGUCUGUAGCCCAGGCGUAUGUUUACUUUGAGAAACUAAUUCUUGCAAAUCUAAUUAACAAGGAUAAUAGAAAACUUUGUGCCGGAGCUUGUUUGUUGCUGUCCGCCAAGCUUAACGAUGUUAAAGGUGAAAUGCUGAAAUCACUUAUCGAGCGCAUAGAAACAACCUUCAGAGUGAACAAGAAGGAUUUAUUUAAAUUCGAGUUCGCCGUGCUCGUGGCCCUCGAGUUCGGUCUGCACGUGCCGCCGUACGAGGUGUUCCCGCACUACCAACGGCUGCUGCACGACUCG
Molecule: messenger RNA, 1596 nt
Organism: Brenthis ino (lesser marbled fritillary)
Lineage: Eukaryota; Metazoa; Arthropoda; Insecta; Lepidoptera; Nymphalidae
Source: the annotation of a GenBank genome assembly